This is a messenger RNA of Theobroma umbraticum, 1202 nucleotides long. The record is from RefSeq and is a predicted model, not a curated record. Lineage: Eukaryota; Viridiplantae; Streptophyta; Magnoliopsida; Malvales; Malvaceae.
UUUGUCCAGGGAACUAACAGACAUGAUACUCGGGAAGCUGGGAGGCUCAGGCUGGCCUUCUAGUAACCACGACCUUAGCAUGGACAAGGCUGUAAAGAGCAAAGUUGUCGGCCCAAUCUUAACAGAGUCCCAUCCAUCUUUUGGUAGGCCAGAUCUUAUUGUUUACUGUUGCCCUUCGGGAGUUGAAUCGCCAGUGGCCUUUGUAGAUUUCCAGUUUCCUGAUCCUCAAUCGCCGAAACGGUUGCGCAGGCCAGCUCACCUUGUUGAUGAAAACUACAUCGCCAAAUAUAAUAAGGCCUUGUCAAUCAUGAAGUCCCUGCCAUACGAUGGCCCUCGAAGUUUUGCCCGUCCAGCUAACUUGCAUUGUCUCUACCGCACUGCAGCAUAUGAACGAAACUCCAAUGUUCCUCUCGAUAUCCACCGGACAUGGUUCUUUUUUCCCUAUCAGCGGAUGAUGGUCUACUUCCACGAACGCAUAGUUGGUAGUCUAAUUGGAGAUGACACGUUUGCUUUGGCCUUUUGGUCUUGGGACAUGCCUGAAGGAAUGGUGAUGCCGGAUAUGUAUGUGAACACGAAUUUGUCUUCGUUUCACACAGAACGUGACUUUUCACAUUUUCCACCACAGACGGUUGAUUUAAACUAUUGUGGUGAAAAAAAUUUAAGUCCUAAAGAGCAAUUACACACAAACUUGGCUUUUAUGUAUAACCGAAUGGUAUCUGGUGCAAGCAAGACAGAAUUAUUCACGGGAAUCGCAUAUAAAGCCGGUGAGGAGUAUUGUGAUGGACCUGGCACAUUAGAGCUUUUCCCUCACAACACUAUGCACAUGUGGAAAGGGAGCGAUUCAAAACCUGGAAGGGAGGAUAUGGGUAGAUUUUUCUCAGCUGCACGAGACCCUACUUUCUAUGCACAUCAUUCCAAUAUAGAUCGUUUUUGGGUAGUUUCGGGGAUCUUCGUUCACAUUCCCAAGGGUGUUGGUUUCAGGGAGAGAGAUCAUGGUGGGGAGAUUUCGAGGAGGAAGACAAAUCUUGAAUUGGGGGUCUCAGAACAAUUGAAAGAUUUGGACGUAGAUGCAGAUGAAAGCAUAUGAAUUUCAUUGUUGCCAAGGACGGCCAGCUGCAGCAACCUAACGAUUGAAGGAAUACGGAUCGAGUACAUCAAAUGAUUGAAGUCUCCGACACCUGGAGCGCACCAUACAUGAAUGA